CAUUGCUGAACAGUCUUUCUCACAUACUGAAGCACAAGGAGGAUUCUUGCCAGCAGAGCUAUCAGUCUAUACAUCUAUCGCAGCAAGAUGCUGGGCCGCCACAGGAAGCUAAACCUCGGGGCGCUAUGGAGCGAAGAACGACCAGAGGGUUGUGUACUGCUGGGAAGUACUGCUGUUUAUCGGAGUCUCAUGGAUCCUUCAUCCAGUUGCAGCAUCUCUAGAGAUUCCCUCUAUCCCAAGUCGUCAGCUAAUCAAGAGGAAAAUGGUGAAUACACUGGGAUACGUAAUCGUUUAGAGAAAUCAGAAUCAGAAGAUUCAGGGGUGGAGCUGCCACCACCUUCCCCAUAUGGAUCGGAGAGCAGCUAUAAUCCGGAUGAAUUUGGAAGUGUAGAGAGCUCUACCUCUGAGGAUCAUGAGAGUUUGGAAAACCCCACCCCUGAGGAGUCUCAGGACCUGAAAAUCCCUCCCUUAGGACAACCAGAUCAUUUUCAACAUUCUCAAGAAGCAGCUUCAGUGGAAAACCCUUCUUCAGAAAGCCCCAACAGCUUUAUUAUGCAUUCACCUAGGGAUCUACACAGAUUGGAAUAUUGUAUGAACAAACAGCCUAAUAAUAAAGUUUCAAGCGUGCCCCAUAAACUGGAACAGGCAAUUCUCCGAAGCAGGAAACAGAGGAGCAGUAGCCGGGAGGCCAUCCAAAAUAGAGCAGCAAGAUGUACCAGGCAGUAUCCGGGCUCACUAAAAGAACAGCGUAGAGGGAAAUCUGUUGGCUAUGAAGAAAGAAGCCCAUGUCGAUACAGUCUAGAAAAUGAGGAGCAGGACGCACUAAACCUUCCAGGUGAUGGUCUUCGGUAUCUGGAAAAUCUUUGUCACAUGCUGGAGCAAAUCGCAGAAUUGCAGCAAAGGAAUCAGAAGCUUCAACAUCAGAAGAGAACCCUGGAGGAGAGACUGCAGAGCAAGGUGCUGUUUCUGGACUCAUGUGUGUGUGGUAGCUCCCAGGACUCCAGAGACUUGGAACCAGACAGAACAGAUAACCCCCCUGCCCAUGGGGCAACCUGGCAACCACAACACUACAGGAAGAGGUCCAGCUCCCAUGUCGGGUUCAUGCUCAGUUUGGACAGACAACUAGAGACUAAACUGAAAGAAACCAACAAAAUGGAUCCACAAUAUGUGAGCGUACCAAACCUACAGGAAACGCAAAGACAAAGAACAAAUCAGAACUACAAAGCAGAAUCAUCACAGUGGUUUAAAGUGAAGGAUUUACUCUCUAAACUUGCCGGGAAGAAUUCACCACCAGCACCGUCUCGCGGGACCCAAAGCAACUUCAGAACGCGGACAGUUGUAGACGGAACACCUCAACACCCCAAAAGACUUUUCCUGCCUGGCCUGGUGAUUAAACCACGCAACCAUGGCCGCCAGUUUCAUUGAAGACUUUUCUGUAGAGGAAGACUCAUGUACUGAAAUGAAAGGACUUGCUUUCGGUAAUAGAUUCCCUCGGAGGGACUCACCAGUAUCUGGGAAGAUGAAUAAUGGCACUGAAAUUCUGCCAGGGAAAUCACCUCGCCUCCUUACUCACCCGUCAUGCUAUCUGUGGUAUGAAAGGAAUGCUCUGUGGGAAAAGCCAUUCUGACGGAAUGGAAGGACUAAUGAGGUCACAAUGUGGAGGAGUCGAUGAUCUCUGAUUAGGAGAACUGCCAGCCAGCACAAUGCGUGCAUUUUAUAUUUAUACUCAAAGCUCUGUUUGUAUAUAUGUAUUUAAUUAAUGUGAUAUAAUUGUGGAGUAAAACUCUUGCUAUUCUUUUCACUAAUAUAAUUUAUUGGUAUGUUUAUUCCAAGUGCAGGAAGGCAAUAAAAGUCUUUAUAAAAAAGACCUGAAA
Molecule: messenger RNA, 1874 nt
Organism: Rana temporaria (common frog)
Lineage: Eukaryota; Metazoa; Chordata; Amphibia; Anura; Ranidae
Gene: C3H8orf58
Product: chromosome 3 C8orf58 homolog
Exons: 7
Coding region: 88-1425 (445 amino acids)
Source: RefSeq, a predicted model, not a curated record